AUGUUGGACAACGUCAAAAGAAAGUUGAAGAAAGUCUUCAAAGAUGGUGGCCACGGGCCAUACGACCGGCGGACCCCGUGGAAUGAGGGCGGCCUGCGCAACUCGACUCACGGUGCGCCAGGCGUCAUCACCGACCUCGACGGGGCACCUGAACCCCUCUGUCGCUGCCGGCGGCGCGCAGCCCUCAGGAAUGAUCACGUAGCAGAUCAACCCUUCGUCGAGCAGACUGCCCUCGGCCCCUCUCAGGGACAAAGGAGGCCGACGAGCCAAGUCCCUUCGGACGCCCAAGACCUCGUCGCCGGCCACGACCAGCCCCUCACCACCGCGCAAGCCCAAGGCACGCACCAAGCCAGCACCGGACGCGCAAUGGACACAGAACGGCCGAUGCAAUCGGCCGUCCUAGGCGAGCCGCAGGAACCAGAAGUUGCGCGGGUGCCGACCCUCGAGGAAAUGCCCUACCGGCCGGCUCCCCAGAACCUCCAUCAAUCAGCCGAGUCUGCUGCUCAGCAGCAGCAGCAGCAGGAUCUGAACACGCCUGCCGUUGUGGUCACGGAUGCCGAAGGGGAACGCGUGUCGGUGGAAUCCGGACCGAAACCACUUCAACCCGCCGAUCUCGGUACCGGAUCUAGCCCCGCGCCCGUGUCGGACCUACGGUACGUUUCGCCGGCGGAUAUGCAAGCUACGGCGCUGCAGGAGACGCACGCGACGCGAGACGAGCAGAGGAUUCUAGACCACGAGGCGAGCGAGCGCCAUAGGGAGUUCCCGCUCUCGGGGGCAAGAACCACGCCCAAGGCGUCCCGCGGACCGUUUGACGAGCAUGUGUGGGAAGCGGCGGAUGAGGACUCUAAGCACCGCGUCGACGAGCGUCCUGCGCAGGAUUCGUACGAGGAUAUCUUGCCGCCGCGAGUGUAUGAUGAUCAAACUCCCGAUCCCCUCGAUAACAGCACGCCGUAUACCUUUGCCGAUACGACGCGUUUGCCUGUCAACCCCAUCCAGCAACCCAAUCAAGACGUGCGGACAGACGAAGUCCCCGCUAUACAUACUCACGACGCGUAUGGCGAUGAAGAAGACCAUGAGGGUGGUGAUCUCGACGAUAGUUUCUACACGGUCCGUUCGCAGCCUGGCGCCGUCGCCGGAGGCGUGAGCGGGGGCGAUAGCGUUCAGCACCACGUGGAGUACACGACGGAGACGCGCGAUCCCGUCACGCACGAGGUCAUCAAACCCGAGGUGCACACGAUUUACGAGCCUCGUCGCACGCGUUCCAUCCACUUCCACGAGGUCAAGACCGUGUACCAGCCCAUUAUCGAUCCGGAGCCGACUGUGUUGCCGGAGCAGCACUGGAUUCAGGAUGAUACGGGCAAGAUGUACAAGAUCUCGGAAGAGCUGGGGAAGAAGCUGAUGGUGGAUGCUAGCUAG
Molecule: messenger RNA, 1416 nt
Organism: Parascedosporium putredinis
Lineage: Eukaryota; Fungi; Ascomycota; Sordariomycetes; Microascales; Microascaceae
Source: the annotation of a GenBank genome assembly